Messenger RNA from Plasmodium yoelii, 438 nucleotides. RefSeq names its product PIR protein, fragment. NCBI's taxonomy places the organism in Eukaryota, Apicomplexa, Aconoidasida, Haemosporida, Plasmodiidae. The coding region runs from base 1 to 438 and encodes 145 amino acids. The transcript has a single exon. The record is from RefSeq and is a predicted model, not a curated record.
AUGAAUUUUAAAAAUAACAAUAAGGAAUAUGUUGGAUACAUUUUGAUGUUGGUAGGUUGUAUGUUAAGCCUAAAGAAUAAUGAUGGAACCAACAAUCUAAAAUAUUUUUAUAGUACAUUUAUAAAUAGUGAUGAAAAGUAUAAGGCUAUAAAAGAUGCUACUGAUUAUAAGGAUCUUAUAGAUAAAAAACAAAAUUUGAUGAAUAUGAUAAUUAUAUUUAAAUUUUAUGAUGCAUUUAAAAUCUUAUGUAACAUAUAUAAUGAGUAUAAAAAAGAAAAUACAAAUUGCAAAAAUUAUUUAAAAAAAGCUAAAGAAUUUGUUAAAAAAUAUGAGGAACUUAACAAAGAUCUUAAUAUUACUGAAGACAGCCCCUUUUAUCAAGUAUUUUCUAGCUUAUCAACUGAUUAUAAUAAUUUAAAAAAAAUGCAGUGGUGUUAA